AUGCGCCGGUCAACCUACACCCUCCCCGGCCUCGGGAUCUCAGUCUGCAUCUUUGCCUUAAUCAUUGCUGCAUGGCAUCUAUUAUUCGCUGGUGACAAAUGGCGCAGUAUACCCCAAAAAGUGGGAUUGGGAGAUGUCAUUCAUUCUCCAGGCCCAUCAUCAUAUAUGCCCAAUGGGUCUCCGCCGCCAUUCAAUAUCAGCGCGUUUAUACCUGGUAUUCCCAAAAAGCAGGGAGCAUAUUAUUCCAAGGCUUUGGUAAUAGCUAAAACAAAGAAGGAAGACACUGCAUGGACCGAAUCGAAACUCGAGGGUUCUGAUUGGGAUGUUUCCAUAUAUGUGGUCGAUGAUCCCACUGCACCUUUACAUCCACCGAAAAACAAAGGACAUGAAGCAAUGGUCUAUUUGACUUAUAUCAUCGAUAACUACGACAACUUGCCGGAUAUAAUGGCAUUCAUGCACGCCCACCAAUUCGCAUGGCACAACGAAGAAAUCUUUGAACUCGACGCAGUCGAGAUGUUGCGUCGUCUAAGCCUGGAACGCGUAACUCGCGAAGGAUACAUGAACAUGCGCUGCCACUGGUCCCCCGGUUGCCCCGAUCACCUCAGACCAGGUGUCAUUGACGAGGACAUCGGCAAAAAGGAAGAAAGACUCAUCGCCAAAGCCUGGAGUGAGAUUUUCCCCGGCAUGGACAUCCCGCAGGUCCUUUCGCAGCCGUGUUGUGCGCAGUUCGUGCUGUCCAGGGAACGGGUUCGCACGAUCCCGAGGGGGAGGUUUGUGCAUUAUCGGCAGUGGUUGAUUAAUACUGAUAUGCGGGACACGAUGUCCGGCAGGGUGUGGGAGUAUAUUUGGCAUUUGGUAUUUACGGGACAGGAGGUUUCGUGUCCGUCGCAGAAUGCUUGUCUAUGUGAUGGGUAUGGUGUUUGUUUUGGUGGGGAUGAAGAAGUGAAUUAUUAUUAUCGGACGCUGUGGAGGAUCCGGGACGCCAAUGAUGAGCUUAAGAAGUGGCAGGAAAUGGACGGGACGUUGGAUGAAGAUGCUCGUAUGAGAUUAAGUUUGGAUGAGAUGGCGGAUGCCGAGCCGUCGGAGGAUGAUAGUCAGGGGAUACUGUUGAUGGCUGAGGUUGAGGAGAAGACUUCUGAGUUGGCAAGGUUGAAAAAGGAGGCGUUGAAAAAAGGUGCAGACCCGGUUUAUAGGGCUUGGGCUGCUGGACGUCAGUAUAAGGCUGGCGAUGGAUAUUGA
This is a messenger RNA of Talaromyces marneffei, 1239 nucleotides long. RefSeq lists its product as uncharacterized. The record is from RefSeq and is a predicted model, not a curated record. The coding region runs from base 1 to 1239 and encodes 412 amino acids. Lineage: Eukaryota; Fungi; Ascomycota; Eurotiomycetes; Eurotiales; Trichocomaceae. The transcript has a single exon.